Symbiodinium sp. CCMP2592 is the source of this 918-nucleotide messenger RNA. The record is from the annotation of a GenBank genome assembly. Lineage: Eukaryota; Dinophyceae; Suessiales; Symbiodiniaceae.
AUGGCGAUUUCGUUUGCGGCGAGAAUCACUCCUCCCUUGCAGAUUCCACACGUCAGAUCGCACACUGCCGCGUCAUCGCGCUCACCGAGAUCCUUGAGCCCAGCGCUCUAUACUUCCCGUUCCAGCGGACAUGUUUCGGUGCCUCUUUACAGCCCUCAUUCCGUAUGCGUUCCGACCGGAACGCCAACGUUGCUUGCUGGCCGGAGACAACCAGGCGAUGUACACAAAGUGCCUUCGUUGACAUCCUUGAGCGGCAUGUCGAAAAUGCGGCGUAUGCCCAUCCGGAUGGAUUCCACAGCGAGUACUGCCAGCACGGAAGCUUCCCCGUACGGCCGCGCGCUGAGCAGGGACUCCUACACGGAGCGCUUGGACGAGGAGCUGCGCGUUCUUUGCGAGAGCAUUGACCAGGACAAGGAUGGCCGCAUCUCCAAGUGGGAGCUCUUCCGCGCUGUUCAGAAGAGCGAGGAGAUUGCGCGGACGUUGCUGCCGGGUCGAGAUCCCAGCAUCGUCAUGAAAUGCCCAGACACGUUUGACGAGGUCGAUCGCCUCUACCACAAAAUAUCGGGAGGACAAGAAAGGAUCUCCUAUGCCACCUUCGCGCUGUACUGGCAGCAAGCACAGGCACCGAAGGACAACGGCCCUCGUGACCUUCAGGACGUCUUCAAUAUGAUCGAUGCAGGCCACACAGGGGAGAUCUCAAAGCUGGCGAUGCUCCAUGCCGUGGAGACCUCCCCGUUGGUCGCGCGGAGGCUUUUCCCAGGCUGGCAGUUGGUAGUUUGGGGCACAUGGUUGGCGAUGAGAGUCCUAACGUGCUUUGCUUGUUCGGUUCCACUCCGUGCUAAAGCCUUGCAAGACUCAGUACGAAUCGGACUUUGCAGAAGGAUGCAUCGGCUUGCGGUUGGCAUGGAUUUGUUUUAG